Messenger RNA from Magallana angulata, 9034 nucleotides. RefSeq names its product maltase-glucoamylase-like. The record is from RefSeq and is a predicted model, not a curated record. Gene Ontology annotation, biological process: carbohydrate metabolic process. Gene Ontology annotation, molecular function: alpha-1,4-glucosidase activity; carbohydrate binding. The transcript has 69 exons. Lineage: Eukaryota; Metazoa; Mollusca; Bivalvia; Ostreida; Ostreidae. Bases 319 to 8862 code for a protein of 2847 amino acids.
GUCAGCAUUCUAUCUGUUCUGUAUCUGUGACUGUCUUGAGAUCGACAAUGCUUUAUUUUAGCAUGGUAGUUUACAAUUAUCAAGUAGAAAAUUCCAUGAUCGUUGCGAUUUUCUAUGACAAGAUCAUGCGUUCUGUGUAAACAUGUACAGAGCGACUAAGAGAGGUGACGACGGCCGUCCAAAGUGUGCGUGGAAUAUAUAGAAAUGCAACAUGAUCAGCACUUUUUGAGCUUAAUAUAGUAUGUGAUUCAGGAAGGACUUCUUUGAGGUACUGCGUAAUUUCUAUUUUUUUAUUACCCACACCUGUGAAUUAUCAAAAUGGCAACCCAAAAUAACUGGGGACGACAUACUUUUUUCAUGUGCGUCUUAUUUUUGAUGGCGGCUGCGGCUAUUGCAAUGUCGGCCAUCGUUUUACAUCGCAUGCUCAAUGAUGACGAUAGCGAUGAUUCUCCAACGUCAGCGGGGACUGGUAGACCGGUGUCAGGGGCAGAGGUAGGGAACCCACCAACGACGCCCACAAGAUCCACUCCUCUUCCAGACUCACGGCAGGGGGCGGUGGUUGACUGCCUACCAAGGAACCUUAGAGAACCCAGGCAGGACGUCACUCGGGGGGAAUGCGAGAGAAGACAAUGUAUAUGGAGAAUAGCAGCAAACAGCCGUGCUCCCAAAUGUGUUUUUCCGGAUACAGUGGGUUACAAAUUUCAAACAGGAAACACCAACCAUCUAAAAAUAUCCAGGACCGGCCCCGAGGAAGUGUACGGAAUGAGGGUACACCCGGAAGUUGACGUAACGGUGGAAGACUACGGGGACAACGCACUAAGAAUCUAUUUCCGUCCCAGUAAUACUCAACCUUUUGAAAUCCCAGAGGAGGCUCUGAAAAUCAACCGACCAGCUCCAGCAACAGAUAAGCAAUACAGGGUGGAGGUGGUUAAGACUCCCACAUUUGGCAUCAAAGUCACCAGAAACAGCACAGGGUCCGUGGUCUUUGACAGCAGUUUGCCGGGACUGACGUUCUCUGACCAGUUCCUGCAGAUCAGCACCCGCCUCCCCACAGACAAUGUUUACGGGUUUGGAGAGCACAACCACAGGCGCUACCGACAUGACAUGAACUGGAAGACGUGGACGAUCUUCACUCGGGACAUGGCUCCAGUGGAUGAAUGGAACUUGUACGGAGCACAUCCAGUUUAUAUGAACCUAGAGAAAAAGGGAAAAGCGAACAUGGUUUUUCUGAAGAAUAGCAAUGCAAUGGAGGUGACCCUGCAGCCGUCCCCAUACCCCGCCAUUACCUACAGAACAAUAGGAGGGGUUCUAGAUUUCUACGUGUUCCUGGGGGAGAACCCUAACCACGCCCUCCAGCAGUACAUACACGCUAUAGGGCACCCUGCUAUGCCACCAUACUGGACUCUAGGAUUCCAUCUUUUACGAUGGGGAUAUGAAACAUUGGAUCGAAUGAAAAUAAUCCAUGAAAGGAAUGUUAAUGCAGGAAUACCAUUUGAUGCACAAUGGGGAGAUAUUGACUACAUGUACAAGAAGUUUGAUUACACCGUGGACAAAAGUACCUUUAAGGAAUUACCCGAGUUUGUCGACCAGGUCCAUAAAGAAGGAAAGAAGUUUGUGGUCAUUGUGGAUUGCGGCAUUGGUUCAAGAGAAGAUCUUUACUCUGAGGCAAAAAACAACAGUGCAGGGUACAGGAUGUAUGAGGAUGGGCUUGAAAUGGACGUUUUUGUGAAAAAUUCCAGCGGACAAGUGCUAGUAGGAAAGGUGUGGCCAGAGGAGUCAGUUUUCCCAGACUUUACAAAUAUCGAGAACGCGACCAAAUUCUGGAAAAAAUGGAUCCAGUAUUUCAACGACACAGAGAGGGUUCACAUUGACGGGUUGUGGAUCGACAUGAAUGAACCCGCCAACUUUGUCCAGGGGUCUGUUACCGGUUGCCCUGACAACCAUUGGAACCACCCACCAUUUAUUCCACAAAUAUUUGAAGGGGACAGGGACAGUGGGAGCCUGUAUUACAAGACGUUGUGUAUGGACGGUGUACAACAUUGGGGCAGUCAUUAUGACGUACACAGCCUGUAUGGACAUAGCGAGAGCAUCGUCACUUACAAUGCUCUGGUUGAACUGAAUCCUAACAAGCGGCCAUUUGUGAUGACGCGGUCAUCUUUUGCCGGAACUUCCAAGUACGCCUUUAAAUGGUUGGGAGACAAUGGAAGCCAAUGGAGACAGCUACACUGGUCCAUAGUUGGUAUGCUAGAAUUUCAGCUGUUUGGGUUUCCUUUGAUCGGGGCAGACAUAUGCGGGUUUUGGGCACAGGCGCAGUACGAGAUGUGUCUGAGAUGGUAUCAGCUAGGAACCUUUUACCCUUUUGCUAGGAGCCACAAUAUAUAUAAAAACGAUGGCGUGGAAUAUGCUAGGGACCAAGACCCCACCGCCUGGAACUCGACUUUUACCGACAUCGUACGUCGCUACAUCCGGAUCCGGUACAAAUUCUUGCCUUAUAUGUACUCACAGUUCAAAGAGGCCCACAUCAAGGCUACAAUGGUACUCAGGUCUUUGAUGUUUGAAUUCCCAGAGGAUGAGAAUACUUGGUCCAUAGACAGACAGUUUAUGUUUGGUCCCUCACUGCUCAUCUCUCCAGCACUGGACGAGGGCCAGACUGAAGUCACGGCAUACUUUCCAAAAGGCAGAUGGUUUGACUAUUAUGAGGGCGAGGAGACAAGGUCAUCAGACGGAAGAUUUGUCACAAUCCCCACCCCUCUGUCUUUCCUUCCAUUUCACGCAAGGGGCGGAUCCAUCAUACCAUAUCAAAAUGUAGCCAACUCUACGCAAUACAGCCGCCUGAACCCCAUGGGUCUGUGGUGUGCCUUGGAUGAAACUUACAGCGCCUCGGGCUCCCUGUAUGUGGAUGACGGGGAGAGCAUAGAUUCUUAUACAACUCGAAAAUAUCUUGAACUCAAGUUUGAACUAAAAGAGGGAGAGCACCUGACGAUAUCCGUGGUCCAUCAAGGAUACACCCCUCCCGGGAAUCUCUCAUUCACCGUCAUAGAGUUUAGCGGACUCCCCGGUCUACCAACGUCUCUCUCCAUUGACGGACGGCGGAUAGAAGCCAGGCAUAUACAGCUUAAACACAAAAUUGCACAACUUGUUGACAUAAACUUGGAUAUAACGAAAAAUCACACAGUGAAUUGGAUGUCAUAUCAUCUAGAGGACAAAUAUAAAGACAUGGCGGCCACCGGGCGCUCCAACUCGGGCAGACAUACUUGUUUUAUGUGCAUACUGUUCAUGAUGUCGGCUGCCGCUAUAGUCAUGUCGGCCCUAGUUCUCAAUCGCAUGUUGAAUGAUGACGACGAAACGCCCCGGUCUAUCCUAUCGCCGGACACAGUCGCUGGUCAGAAAGUGGACUCCUCUACCCCCCGAGUUCCCGGCCCCGUGCCAGAGUUUAGGACGGAGGCCGUGGUGGAUUGUGACCCUCCCAAUCAGAGGGAUCCGUCACGUGUUGACCAGGAACAAUGCGGACAAAGGCGGUGCAAAUGGAUCCAACAUUCUCAUGAAAGAGCCCCAAGGUGCGUGUUAACGAAAUCUGUUGGAUAUUCACUUCCGGGAAACGUCCAGGCCGGUCCCGGAUCCCUGUCCGAGGCGCGGAUAGUGAGGAAAGGUCCCACGAAGAUCUAUGAUAGGCCUGUCUACAAAGAAGUGGACGUUUCCGUAGAUGAAUACGGGGACAGUGCUCUCAGGAUCUUUUUUCGCCCAGUCAACUCAUCUGCCUUUGAGAUUCCGGACGAGGCGCUCAAAAUAAACCGACCGUCUCCCGCCACCAACAAAAAAUACAAAGUAGAAUUUGUAAGAGAACCGACGUUUGGUAUCAAAGUUACCAGGAAAAACUCAAACACAGUAAUCUUUGACAGCAGUUUGCCGGGACUGACGUUCUCUGACCAGUUCCUGCAGAUCAGCACCCGCCUCCCCACAGACAAUGUGUAUGGGUUUGGAGAGCACAACCACAGGCGCUACCGCCAUGACAUGAACUGGAAAACGUGGGGCAUGUUCUCGAGGGAUUUUGCUCCGAAUGACGAGCCGUGGAAUCUGUACAGCGUUCAUCCUGUUUAUAUGAAUCUGGAAUCAGACGGACAGGCAAACAUAGUGUUUCUCAAAAACAGCAAUGCAAUGGAGGUGACCCUGCAGCCGUCCCCGUACCCCGCCAUUACCUACAGAACAAUAGGAGGGGUUCUAGAUUUCUACGUGUUCCUGGGGGAGAACCCAAACCACGCCCUUCAGCAGUACAUACAGGCGAUAGGUCGCCCUCCUAUGCCGCCCUAUUGGUCUCUUGGUUUCCACAUCUGUAGAUGGGGAUAUCGAGACUUACCGGAAAUGAAGAAAGUUCACGAGAGGAAUAUUCUGGCAGAAAUACCGUUUGACACACAGUGGGGAGACAUUGACUACAUGUACAAAAAGUUUGAUUUCACCUACGACAAAACCACCUUUGCGAGUCUACCACAAUUUGUGGAACAGGUCCAUAACAGGGGGAAGAAAUUUGUGGUUAUUGUGGACUCCGGUAUUGGAGCCAACAAAACAUUGUAUGCCGAGGCCAGAAGUAACAGUCCCGGAUAUAGCAUGUAUGAUGACGCAGUCCAGAGAGAUGUACUGGUGAAAAACGCCACCGGAGAUAUCCUGAUCGGAAAGGUUUGGCCUGGUCAAAGUGUUUUCCCAGACUUUACAAACGUCGACAAAAUUACGGACUUCUGGGCCCGCUGGAUAAAGUUCUUUGUGAAAAACGAAUCCAUCCCAGCAGACGGCUUAUGGAUAGAUAUGGACGAGCCUGCAAGCUUCAUCCCGGGAUCUGAGAAUGGUUGCCAGAGAAAUGAUUGGAACAACCCGCCGUUUAUUCCAAAAAUAAAAGACGGAGAGAAAGAUGGCGGAAGUUUGUAUUACAAGACCUUGUGUAUGGACGCACAGCAAAAAUGGGGCAGACACUACGACGUUCACAGCAUGUACGGGCAUAGUGAGAGCAUGGUUACUUACAGAACCCUGACCAAGCUGUACCCUAACAAGAGACCCUUCAUUGUGACUCGGUCCUCCUUCGCCGGAACCUCCCAGUACGCCUCCACGUGGCUGGGGGACAACGACGGACAGUGGAGUCACAUGCACGACUCCAUUGUGGGGAUGCUGGAAUAUCAAAUGUUUGGCUUUCCUAUGGUAGGAGCAGAUAUCUGCGGGUUUUUCGGAGCUGACCAGCGUGAGAUGUGCCUAAGAUGGUACCAACUUGCGACCUUCUAUCCAUUUGCAAGGAGUCAUAACGGCAUUUAUAGCCCACAUAACAGCAGUUUUGUACCGGACCAGGACCCGGCGUUUUGGGACCCAGAUUUUGUCCGCAUUGUGCGUAACCAUCUACUGCUUCGAUAUAAGUUCUUACCGUACAUGUACACGUGCUUCAAAGAGGCGCACGUGGACGCGAAAAUGGUUCUACGGUCCCUGAUGUUUGAGUUUCCAACAGACCCAAACACGUGGGCAAUCGACCAACAGUUCAUGUUCGGGUCCUCCAUUCUUGUGUCUCCCGUUUUAGAAGAAAACAAGAAGACAGUUGAUGCGUAUUUUCCAAAAGGAAGAUGGUACACUUACUAUGGGGACAAUGAGGUAAAUUCUUGGAAUGGUCAGAACUACACUCUGGACGCGCCUCUCCACGUGCUGAAUUUCCACGCCAAGGGAGGAUCUAUUAUCCCGAUGCAAGACCCAGGGAACUCCACUCAUUAUAGUCGUAUGAAUCCGAUGGGUCUGUGGUGUGCCUUGGAUGAGAGUAACAGCGCUAGUGGGUCUUUAUUUAUGGACGAUGGCGAAAGCAUAGAUUCUAUCGCAAGGAAAAACUAUCUUGAGCUGCGCUUUACCCUGCAGAAGGGGAGACAACUCGAUAUAAAUGUGAUGCAUGGCGGAUACACUCCUCCCGGAAAUCUGAGUUUCACUAGCGUGGAAAUCUCAGGUCUCUCCGUCUUCCCGACCUCAGUCUACAUUGACGGAAUAAAGAUGGACACCAGUCAUAUCCGGCUGAAAAGAAAAAUUCUACAAAUGGCGAACUAUAAUGCAGUGGACGAAGAGGCAAAAGUGAAAAAUAAAAGGAAAAGGGUGAUCGUGUUCACUUUCAUUGCUGUGAUUUUGGUGUGUGCCAUUGCGGCACCUAUAAUUAUUGGCCAAUCGAAACCACAGUACCAGUACAAGCAUACCGGGUUGCCGCAGCAGCAGCUGACGUCGCAAAAUGACGUCAUGGUCGACUGUUCCGGAAGAAAAGGAACCGAGAGUGAAUGUAAACAAAACGGAUGUAUUUGGCAAAGAACAAAAAAUCCAAGGGCCCCACCUUGCAUAUAUCCCAAAACUAUGGGAUAUCAAAUUGAAGGACAAGUGAGAAGUACGGACCGAUCGCUUCAGUUCUCCAUCCGACAGAAACUCAAUAAAACUAUCUUUGACACAGACAUCCAUCAGCUGGUUGACGUCAGCGUAGAGAUGUACAGUCCAAAAAGUCUCAGAAUUAAGUUUAUGCCAAAUGGGACAUCAAAGCCGUUUGAAAUACCGGAGGAGGCCAUACCAGUGAACGACGAACACCAGGCAGGGGAGAAACUGUACAACGUCACCAUUCAACGGGGGCCAGUGUUUGGCAUCAUUGUCACCAGGCGGUCCACGGGGACGGUGGUAUUCAGUUCGUCAGUUCCUGGCCUCAUGCUGUCCGAACAGUUCCUCCAAAUCACCAACCGCCUUCCCUCGGGAAACCUGUACGGAUUCGGAGAACACAAUCACCAGCGAUUCAAGCACGACUUGAACUGGAAAACAUGGCCGAUGUUUACACGUGACACCACUCCCACUGAUGAUUGGAACUUGUAUGGGUCGCACCCCGUGUACAUGAAUGUCGAGAGGGACGGCAAUGCUAACAUGCUGUUUCUCAGGAACAGCAACGGAAUGGAUAUCCAAGUUCAGCCCGAGCCUUUCCCCGCGGUCACUUACCGCGUCAUUGGAGGGGUGCUGGAUUUCUUUGUAUUUUUGGGCCCAACACCUGGUGAAGCUGUUCAACAAUAUGUAAAGACAGUUGGUAUGCCGGUUAUGCCCCCAUAUUGGUCGCUAGGGUUCCACUUAUGUCGCUAUGGAUACAAAACUCUAGCGGAAAUGCAGAGUGUACGGCAAAGGAAUAUUAACGCAGGGAUUCCGUUUGACACCCAGUGGGCCGAUAUAGAUUACAUGUACAAGAAGUUUGAUUUCACCUACGACAAGGUUAAAUUUAGUCAAUUCCCAGAUUUUACGAACGAGCUGCACAACAGUGGACAGAAAUUGGUGGUCAUUGUGGAUCCUGGCGUAGGCGCCAAUCAGAAUAUUUACAAAGAGGCUCAGAAGAACAGUCCCGGCUAUGAUAUGUACAAUGACGGACAAAGGAGGGACAUCUUCAUAAAGAUGAAUGGCUCAGAGCUCCAGGGACAGGUUUGGCCUGGUCUUACAGUUUUCCCAGAUUUUACCAACUUGAAGAACACUACGGAAUUUUGGAAGUACUGGAUUCGGUACUUUAUGCAAAACGAAACAAUACACGCAGAUGGACUAUGGAUUGACAUGAAUGAACCAUCAAAUUUUGUUGCUGGAUCCCAACGAGGUUGCCAAAGAAACAGGUGGAACAACCCGCCAUAUGUGAUGCCCAUUUUGGAAGGAGAGAAAGAUAACGGAAGUCUCUAUUAUCAGACGAUCUGUAUGGACGCCGAGCAGCACUGGGGGAAGCACUACGACGUUCACAAUCUGUAUGGGCACAGUGAGAGUAUGGUCACCAAUAGAGCUUUACGGGAAUUAUUUCCGGGAAAGAGGCCGUUUAUCCUGACCCGAUCAACGUUUUCCGGAACCUCGGCGUACGCUGCCAAGUGGCUGGGGGACAACCGGAGCCAGUGGUCCGAUAUGCACUGGUCCAUCGUCGGUCUUUUGGAAUUCAGCAUAUUUGGAUUUCCAAUGAUUGGAGCCGAUAUUUGCGGCUUUAACGGAAAUGCCACAUACGAGAUGUGCUUAAGAUGGCAUCAGUUAGGUGCAUUCUACCCAUUCUCCAGAAACCACAAUGGAAUUUAUCAAACGUCACAGGAUCCUGGAGCUUGGAACCAGACUUUUACUUCCAACGUUCGACGUCACCUAAGCUUGCGAUACAAGCUACUGCCAUACACGUACACCUUGUUCAAAGAGGCCCACGUCCAGGGCACCACUGUUGUAAGGCCGCUUAUGUUUGAGUUCCCUGCAGACAGCCAUACCUGGGAUAUAGACAACCAGUUUCUACUGGGAUCGUCAUUGCUGAUAUCUCCGGUGCUGCAGGAGAACGUGAGACGGAUCCAAGCGUACUUUCCCAAGGGAAGGUGGUUCGACUACUACAAGGGGGUCGAAAUCCCAGGGCCUGAAUCGGGUAGGAACGUAACACUGAACGCCCCUCUGUCGAACUUAAACCUCCAUCUCCGCGGCGGGAACAUCAUCCCGGUCCAAAAGCCAGGCAACACGACAAAAACAAGCCGUUUAAAUCCGAUGGGACUUUUAGUUGCACUGAAUGAAAAUUUGGAGGCGUUCGGAACCCUCUUCCUGGAUGAUGGGGAAAGUGACUAUUCCUUUCAAAAUGGAAUUUACUUAGAACUUCAGUUUCAUUUUUAUGGGGGUGAGAGGCUCGACAUUAACGUUGUACACAACAAGUUUACCCCCGCCGGGAACUUGACGUUCAACACCAUAGAUAUUUACGGUUUACACAGACACCCAAGUGACGUCAUAGUUGACGGAAGUCAUAUAAAGAGCGCGUCCCAAAUAUCUAACAUUAUCCGCCUUUCUGGUUUUCAACUUGACGUAACUAAUAACCAUACGAUUACGCUAGAAAUGGAUAAAAGAUGAUUAGCUGGACAAAAUAAAUAGAUGUAUCAUAUUCUUUUUUAUGAAACCACGCUUACUUUUUUUUUAACAGAAGAGAUGGAAAGACAACUCUACUGAACAAAUGUAGUUGCAAAAUGACUUUUGUGGUUAUCUUUCCUUGUAGAUUCCACUGGAAUAAUGAAAAUAAUACAAU